Molecule: messenger RNA, 1405 nt
Organism: Trifolium pratense (red clover)
Lineage: Eukaryota; Viridiplantae; Streptophyta; Magnoliopsida; Fabales; Fabaceae
Product: 1-aminocyclopropane-1-carboxylate oxidase homolog 1-like
Exons: 4
Coding region: 126-1232 (368 amino acids)
Source: RefSeq, a predicted model, not a curated record
GUUGUCACCAUAAUUUAUUAAAAAAAAGGUGCCUUAGUUAUUCAGCUCUAAUGGAAAGAAAAUUUUGAUAUCUCAAAGACUUUUAAGUUUCUUCUUUCAAUUCAAUAUUGUCUUCUUGAUCACCUAUGGAGGGAGGAACUGGUUUAGAGUAUGAUAGAAAAAGUGCAGUGAAGGAAUUUGAUGAUUCAAAAGCUGGUGUUCAAGGACUUAUAGAAAAUGGAGUAACAAAAGUUCCACAGAUGUUCUAUUGUCAGCAAUAUAACAUCAAUGAUAGUUCAGUCAAUGAAUCAAAUUCAAAGGUCAGUGUCCCUAUAAUUGACUUAACAGGUAUCCAUGAUGAUCAUGUUUUGAGAGAUGAAGUUGUGAGAAAAGUUCAAAAUGCAUGUGAGAAAUGGGGCUUCUUUCAAGUAAUAAAUCAUGAAAUUUCAACUCAUGUUUUGGAUGAGAUGAUUAAAGGAACUUGUAAGUUUCAUCAACAAGAUGUUAUGACGAGGAAAGAAUACUAUACUCGUGAUCCUAGCAAGAAAGUUGUUUAUGUUUCUAAUUAUAGUCUUUAUCAUGACCCUUCUGCUAAUUGGAGGGACUCACUUGGUUUUUUGAUGGCACCUAAUCCACCAAAACUAAAAGAUUUUCCAGAAGUUUGCAGAGAUAUAGUGAUUGAAUACUCAGAGAAAAUAUUGAGGUUUGCUUCUACACUGCUUGAGUUAUUGUCAGAAGCUCUAGGCCUAAACCGCGGUCACCUUAAGGAAAUAGGUUGUGAUGAAGGUUUUAUUAUUCUGUGUCACUAUUACCCUCCAUGUCCUGAACCAGAAUUAACUAUAGGAAAUAGCAAUCACACAGACAAUGAUUUCAUAACCAUACUUUUGCAAGAUCAUAUAGGUGGACUUCAAGUUCUUCAUGACAAUAAAUGGAUUGAUGUAACUCCUAUCCAUGGAGCUCUUGUAGUAAACAUUGGAGAUCUUUUACAGCUUGUAACUAAUGACAAGUUCAUUAGUGUUCAGCAUAGAGUUUUAGCAAAGCAUAUAGGUCCAAGAAUUUCAGUUGCAUCAUUGUUUAGAACAGAUGAUGAAUCAAUAAUUUAUGGUCCAAUCAAGGAACUGUUAUCUGAAGAAAAUCCACCAGUAUACAGGAAUGUCUCUUUAAAAGACUACUCAACACAAUAUUAUGCAAAGGGCAUUGGAACUUCUGCAUUAUCAUAUUUCAAGAGAGCUCACAAUCAGCGGGGCCUAUGAAAGUUCCAAAAUUUCUGUCGACACAUAGUUUGUGUUUCCAGACUAAACAUUCCGAGGUGCUGGGUGAUAACCAUCAACUUCGCCGGUGUUGGCCCGAGUUAGGUUCAUGAAGAAGCUUAUCACCUUGUAAACUGCAUUUCCUUUUUCUUAACCCCCUUUUUUUUUGAAAACUC